GUUUACAGAGGAGACUGUUACUGAUUUUGAAUGCAGACUUGCUGAAGUGAUUGAACUCUAUCAGCACCGAAUUCAGUGGCUGUUGCAGGACAGCAGAAAGGUAACUUGGACUUUGCAGUAUAUUUUUGAAUGAAAUGCUAUAUUGCAUUAAAGACUAAAUUAACUUUUGAACACUAGUGAAAAGUAUAUUCCAGAAAGCCUUUGUAUUUUCAUUAUUUACCACAAGUUCCAUAUCAUAUGCAGUGAUGUUGACAGUGUAUUGUUUUUUCUGACCUCUUAUUGGGAUGCAGUUUUCUGCUUUCUAGAUUUAGUCUUUUCCUUUCUCUUUGUAGUCUUAGUCAUCAGGUCCUCUCAGCACAAUUUAAAUGGGAGCAGAUAAUGCUGAGCUUAACCUCUUCCUGGAGUGGAGCUGUCUUGUAGUUCAUCAUGCCCACUCUUGCACAGCUGCUUUGUCACACUGUGCCUGGCAGUGCUAAUGCUCAGGAUGUAACUCCUUGAAGGGAAUGGGGAAAGCAGCAUUCCAAAAUCUGAUUUCCACAAAGUUGCUUGAUUUCGCCUGAAGGGGACAGUUAUUUUUUAUUUAUCCUCUUAAUCAAGGAAUAAGCUGUCUUGGGAAGAAGGUAAUAUGAUUCACUGGUAAGGAUUAACUGGGAGCCAGUAGGACUCUCUUUUUUUCUUCUUCUUUUCCUCCUUGACCUGGUCACCAUGUCAUCUUUAUGCUAAAACAUUUAAAAUUAAAAUAAAUACCUUAUACUUGGUUUUAAAAUGGUAUUGUACAGAAUAAACAGUAAAAUUAUUAAACUGUAGAUAGCUAAUAUUUACAGUGAUUUUUCUAAGGUGUUUGGUGUUAUAAAAGGAAGUAAAGUUGGACUUUUGGUUGAUGUGUCUCAUUUGAGUUAUGGACCUAGACUAUUGGAUUUUCAGAAGAACCUUUUGGCUACAUGAAGCAAGACAGUGGAUACAAGAGCUGGAGCCUGGUCGAGGAUGCAAUUUGCUGAAAGCCUUAAGGCAUGUCCUUCCAAUGAAAGAACUGAAUUCCUUGGUUCUUAUUGUAGGAAGCUGCCCUGAUCAGUCUUUUGAAAUACUAUGUGAUUAUGCUCAGCAGUGUACACUGGGGAGAAAAGUGCAGAUUCACAUUGUUACAUAUGAUUGCAACCCUGCUUCUCUUGCAGUUCUAAAGAACCUUGCAGAAGCUGUAAGAGGCCGUUACCAUUGCUACUCUUCCAAGGGAGAGAAUUUUGAUAGCAGUGAUUUUCAUCUGCUGCUUCAAGAAUCCCAGAAGGCUAAGGACCUACUCAAGAGCAUCAAACAGGCUUUUCAAAGAAGAGUUGGUGGCUUGCUUGGUAGUAAAAAAGCAGAUGUUUCCACAGAAUUUGCAAAUACAGCACCUUCCAGCUUCUUCCCAAAGCCUCCAAAUGAUAAAGGACCAUUAGUUAUUCAAACACCAGGUAUCCUGGCCAAAACCUCAGCAGACUGGUUAAAGACAUAUGGACUGAAAGCUAAAAAAUUAGACCUUUAUCAAGUUCUGGCUCCCAAUGCUUUCUCUCCUGUGGAAAAUUUUAUACCUGUUCUUAAAAAAACAGUAUCAUCAACUCUACAUGAGAAAGUGAUGAUACAGUUUGAGUGGUAUGAUGGAACUGUAAAAAAUAUCCAUGUUGACCUUCCAGUAUUGUACAGCUAUCAGAAAAUCCUUGCUAAAAUGGUAAGAAUCUAUGAGAAACGAAUUGACUGGCUAUCUGGUGCUAGCAGAAGAAUAUGGGGAAGUGUUUGUGAAAGAAGGGUGGUUAUACUUGUUGAUAUAUCAGCAACAAACUCUACCUAUAUCACUCUUAUCCAACAAUCUUUGCGACUUUUACUUGAGGAACAAAUGUCAAAUAAGGAUUACUUCAAUAUUAUAGCAUUUGGGAGUGAUAUUGUGCCUUGGCAACAGGAACUGUGUCCUUCCCAACCAGAAAACUUAGAAAAGGCUUGGAGGUGGGUGUUGAGUUUGGAGUGCAAGGGCAGUAGGAAUUUCAUGAGUGCACUCAGAAGAGCUGUGGAAGUUGACUUCAAAGACAAAGAUAAACACAAAUCACAGGGGCUCUACCUGCUGACUACUGGAAUACCUGAUCAGGAAACACACACAAUCAGUGCUUAUGUGGCUGAGGCUUGUGGAGGUUUUGAUUUCCAGCUCCAUGUCUGCCUGUUCAGUGUAGCAAAGGGCACUGACUCCAGUGGGAUUAUUCCAGCCCGCUACGCCAACCCAAGGGAAACUGCCUGUGCUUUUAAAGAAAUUGUUCAGGCAGCCAGUGGAAGGUUUCACUGGUUUGGAGAAGCAGGUAUUUUUGAAAGUGAUGAUAUUUCUAGUAUAAUAUCUGAAAUGGAAAAAGCAAAGAACUACUCCCAAAAGUGUGCAUUCCUAGUGGAGUCCUUAAAGCAACGCUCAGUAAAUCAGUCUGUGAAACCCAUCACACCAGAAGGAGACUCAAAUGUGUUUAUGAGGAGUGAGAAAAAAAAAACACAGAAGGUGCCAUCUCCUAAACCCACAGCUGUGCUUAAGGAUGUUAAAGACAACCAUGGUGCAGAGAGAAAUACUCCUGUAAGAGUACUAGCAUGGCGUCCUCCUAGCACCAAAGCAGGAAUUCCACCAGCACAAACAGUAAAAGAACAGCCUCAGACUGAGAAUAAAGGAAAGCACAAACCCAGGAAGCAGCCAGAGCUUUCUGUGUCUGUAUUUUACACUGAAGAAGGAAGAAAUGUGGGUACAAUAUAUCAGAAGUAUCCAAAGGCAGUGUGCAUAAGAAAAUCUGUUUGCUCUGUCACGUUGCCAGAGGAUGAGGAAAUCUGUUCAAGCAAAGAGUGGCUGACCAAGUACAGUAUUAAAAAGCUUAAACUGGAAUUGCCCAGACUGAUGUUUGGUCCAGGCUGUACCCACCAGAAGAAAACUGUGCAGUCUCUGCACAAGAAAGUAUCAGCAAAAUACUGUUCUAUCUUCCCCAGUGCAGAAAUCAAUGGGGUUGUGAAACAUCUGCAGUUUCACCCUAAAGAGCUGGAAACCUACACAGAACAACUGGAGAAGGUGCUGCAGCGCUAUAUCCAGAGAGUGCAGUGGCUUCUCUCAGGAAGCCGAAGAUUGUUUGGUACCAUUUUAGAAGCAAAUGUCUGUGUUUUGAUGGAUACAUCUGGUUCCAUGGGCCCAUAUUUGCCACAUGUCAUGAAAGAACUUACCUCCCUUAUCUGGGAACAGCUGAGAAAAAAUGAAGUCAGGUUUAACCUGCUGAGAUUUGCAGAAAAUACAGAGAGUUGGAAAGAACAUCUUGUAGAGGCAACUGAUGAAAGCUGCCAUGAUGCUGUGCAGUGGGCUUCCACAUGCCAUGCUUGUGGGAACUCCUGCAUCCUUGCAGCUUUACAGAAGGCUCUCAGUUUCCAAGGUGUAGAGGCACUGUAUCUAUUGACUGAUGGAAAACCAGACACCAGUUGCAGUCUGAUUUUGAAAGAAAUUGAAAGAUUGAUAAAGAAACAAGAUAUUAAAAUCCACACCAUUUGUUUUAGCUGUGCAGACAGAGGAGCUGUUGAAUUCCUGAAGAAGCUUGCUUCCCAAACAGGAGGGCGCUUCCAUUGCAGUUCUGGAGGUGAAGAUGGACAAUUAGCAGCACACAGAAUAUUGACAGAGGGGCUGGAUGAUGAAGAUAAUCCAGUUUUCCCUUACUUUGAAGGAGAUGAUUUAAAGAAACUUACUCAAGAAGUAGCAAAAGCUAGAAGUUUCUUAAAGCAGGCAAAAUCUUGGAGAUUAUUGCUUGAAAAAUGGAACACAAACCAAAAAGAUGACUCUGGCUUUCAAAAAAGUGUUCAGUGUGCUCACAUCUUCCAGCUUCAAGCAGAAAGAAAGAAGGUUUUUUUCUUUGUUGUCACAACUGUUGGCAAGACAAGAAGUUGCAGAUGCUAAGUGCUGCACUGACUUCACUUGAAGAUUUUGCAGGAUACAAAGUAAAUCAAGCCCUGAACCCUAUGAAGUUUAAAUAUAAGUGGAGGAUAGUUUUCAGUAUCAUUAAUACAAAUUGUAAAAGUGUAUGGAUCAGUAGUUACACAGGGUCACAACUUUUGUUUCUCUUUUAUUGCAUUGUAUCAAUAAUUUCUUCAGUUAGUUGCUGGUAUGUCUAAAUUGCCUUUUUUGUCUGUUGGUUUGAGAAUUCUUUACUGGUGCUUAUUAUCACUAGCAGAUGAGACAGAUGGCUGUGAUAUUAGGAGGAGAAUUCUUUAUGCCAGUUUUGCAUAGAAAGUCCAAGAAAUAACCUUAAUGGAGAAAACAAAGCUUGUAAUUCAUGUUUUUGCACAGAGAAGUUUUGCUAAUAAUUAUUUCAACUCUGGAUGAUGACUCAGAAAUUACCAUACAUGCAAGAAAGUAACACUCUCUUGCUGAUGUAGCCUGGUUGUGUUUGUAUAACUGGACACUGCCUGUCUUCUGAGCAGUUCUGUUCUUACAUAUUUCCUGUCUAGAAAGAUUAAAAAUAUGUUUGCUAGUAUCAGUAGAAAUAUACUUGGUUUUUACUGAUUUUUGUAAUGACAGCUCACUAGUAUUUGGAGAUGGUCACUGUUGUUUUUUAGAGGAUUAGAAAUUCAUCUCAGAUGUUUAAUAAAUGUAAUAUAAUAAAAAUGGAUUCAUAAUUAAAAAUUAA
Parus major (Great Tit) is the source of this 4655-nucleotide messenger RNA. It is a transcript of the gene VWA3A, whose product is annotated as von Willebrand factor A domain containing 3A. The coding region runs from base 899 to 3925 and encodes 1008 amino acids. The record is from RefSeq and is a predicted model, not a curated record. The transcript has 28 exons. NCBI's taxonomy places the organism in Eukaryota, Metazoa, Chordata, Aves, Passeriformes, Paridae.